Molecule: messenger RNA, 7136 nt
Organism: Nothobranchius furzeri (turquoise killifish)
Lineage: Eukaryota; Metazoa; Chordata; Actinopteri; Cyprinodontiformes; Nothobranchiidae
Source: RefSeq, a predicted model, not a curated record
AGCGCUCGUUUUCUGCCAGAAAAGCGUCAGAACACCCGGAGUGAAGACGUCCGAUGACACAGACCCUACAGCUUCCCGCGCCGAGGCGCGUCCGUGCGUUACCGGAUGUCGGUAAAGAUUCUCUACGCUCGCGGCUGGCUUUAAAUGCUCGGACAGCCUGUGGAUGUGUCCGAUAAUCGAUGUUUGCAGUUUGAUGUGCGACAAGCGCGCGGAGACGUCUCAGCGCAGACGGGACUGAUGAGAGAGCGUGCGGUGUGCGUGAGGAGUCUGCUCUAAUCAGCGGGGUGAUGCCCAUCUCCGUCUGGACUCUCCUCCGUGCACAUCCCUCCCAGCUCAGCCUCCCUCAAAGCAGCAGCAGCAGCCUGUCAGCGACGGACCAUCUGCUGGAGGAGCUGCACUUUUUACACCUUCGUCUAUCAUGAACACCGCUUUUGGCUGUAGGAGUAGAUACCGCCACGCCUCCUUUUGUUUAUUACUAAUAUCGCGUCAGAACACCGCAGAGAGCAUUUUUAUACUCGCUUUUCCUGAGAAGCGACGCUCCGCUCUCUGCCAAGCGUGCAGGUGUGAUGCGCGCUGGUUUGCUGAAAGUAACGCGAGGUUUGGCCACAAAAAGCGUGUGAGGCACGAGACCACACCAACGUUUGAUCCUGUACAGGAGCCAUGGAUGAUUCUGGGAUCAUACGAAGACGGAGGCUGCAGUUGCAGAGCCAAUAACAGGAAAAGCCUCAUCCUGACCAAUACGUCGCCUACCCUGCCAAGGCCGCAUUCCCCACUGCCUGGACACAUAGGAAGCAGUCCACUGGAUAGCCCACGCAACUUCUCACCAAGCGGACCUGCUCACUUCUCCUUUGCUUCUUCUCGAAGAGCUGAUGGUCGUAGGUGGUCUCUGGCCUCUCUGCCUUCCUCAGGAUAUGGGACCAACACACCCAGUUCAACGUCAUCCAGCUCGUCUCAGGAGCGACUUCACCAGCUGCCCUUUCAGCCAACCAUGGAUGAGCUGCAUUUCCUGUCCAAGCACUUCGGCAGCACAGAGAGCAUCACAGACGAUGAUGGAGGGCGACAUUCGCCGCAUGUCCGCCCUCGCUCACGAAGCCUCAGCCCAGGGCGCUCCCCAUCCUGCUAUGACAAUGAAAUCGUGAUGAUGAACCAUGUCUACAAGGAGCGCUUCCCCAAGGCCACGGCUCAGAUGGAAGAGCGGCUGGCUGAAUUCAUCCAGAACUACACUCCAGAGAACGUUCUGCCUCUGGCUGAUGGAGUCCUCAGCUUCAUCUACCACCAGGUAGCUGAGUUGUCCCGAGACUGCCUGACCAAAUCGCGAGAGGGCCUCAUAACCAGUGUCUACUUCCGGGAGCUGCAGGACAACCUGGAGAAAAUGCUGCAUGAUGCAUAUGAGCGCUCAGAGAGUACCGAGCUCACCUUUGUCAUGGAGCUCGUCAAAAAGCUCUUCAUCAUCAUUUCUCGUCCUGCCAGACUGCUCGAGUGUUUGGAGUUCAAUCCGGAAGAGUUUUACCAUCUACUGGAGGCUGCAGAGGACCAUGCCAAAGAGGGACAGCUGAUGAAAGCAGACAUCCCGAGAUACAUCAUCAGUCAGCUGGGUCUGACCAGAGACCCACUGGAGGAAAUCGUGAGCCUUGACAGCUAUGACAGCGAGGGUCCAAACACUCCAGAGACGGAUGACUCAGCAGAGGGAAAAGGUAGAUCCGUCAAACCGCCUAACGAAGAAGACUUCCAGACCAUCAAACUAAUCAGCAAUGGAGCUUAUGGUGCUGUCUAUCUGGUGCGCCACAGGGAGACGCGUCAGCGUUUCGCCAUGAAGAAGAUCAACAAGCAAAAUCUGAUACUGAGGAACCAGAUCCAGCAGGCGUUUGUGGAGAGGGACAUCCUCACCUUUGCAGAGAACCCCUUUGUUGUCUCUAUGUUCUGUUCCUUUGAAACGCGGCGGCAUCUCUGCAUGGUCAUGGAGUAUGUGGAAGGGGGUGAUUGUGCCACUUUGUUGAAGAACAUUGGGGCUCUGCCUGUGGAACUGGCGAGGAUGUAUUUUGCUGAAACUGUUUUGGCCUUAGAGUACCUGCACAACUAUGGUAUUGUUCACCGAGACCUCAAACCUGACAAUCUCCUGAUCACCUCCAUGGGACACAUCAAGCUGACAGACUUUGGUUUGUCAAAGAUGGGUCUGAUGAGCCUCACCACCAACCUGUAUGAAGGACACAUAGAGAAAGAUGCCAGAGAGUUCCUGGACAAGCAGGUUUGUGGGACUCCUGAGUACAUCGCUCCAGAGGUGAUCCUCCGUCAGGGCUACGGGAAACCCGUGGACUGGUGGGCGAUGGGCAUCAUCCUCUACGAGUUCCUGGUGGGCUGUGUGCCGUUCUUUGGUGACACUCCAGAGGAGCUGUUUGGACAGGUCAUCACAGAUGAUAUCGUUUGGCCGGACGGGGAUGAAGCUUUACCUGCAGACGCCCAGGCUCUCAUCUCCGCUCUGUUACAGACCAACCCUCUUGCCAGGCUGGGUACAGGCGGGGCGUUCGAAGUGAAGCAGCACCCGUUUUUCUCCGGGCUGGACUGGAACAGUCUGCUGAGACAGAAAGCAGAGUUUGUCCCUCACCUGGAGUCCGAGGAGGACACCAGCUACUUUGACACCCGCUCUGAUCGUUAUCAUCACAUCAACACAGAUAACGAGGAUGACACCAACGACGACGAGCCGGUGGAGAUCAGACAGUUCUCCUCUUGCUCUCCUCGCUUCAGUAAGGUUUACAGCAGCAUGGAGCAUCUGUCUCAGCUGGAACAGAAAACACCAACCUCUGUGUCCCAUCGGGAUCACAAGGGCCCACGGGAGGACAAGGUGACCAAGAGAGAGAGCCUGGGCAGCCUCAGCAUGAGAGACAAGAGCUGGAGGACGGGGUCUCCUGAGAUGAAGCGACUGUCGUGUUCAGAGUCUCUGCACUCAGAAGGAGACGCGAGCCCUCCUCUAGGGGCCAGGCGUCGCUUCUCAGCUUUGAUGGACACUCAUCGUUUUGCCUCGGCUCUUGAAGGGGAACCGGAUUUCCUCUCCCGUCACAACCACAUGAAGUUCCGAGGAACCUCCCUGGACGGGAGCUCCGCCCCCUCACCGAGCCUCCUGGAGCCGAGGAUCGGUCCGAAGGAGAUUAAGGGAGCAGACAAACCCUGCAGACCAGGAGAGACUCCAGGCAUCGCCACGUUAUCUCCAGGUCCUGCUGCAGCAGGUCAAGAUGUGAUCACUCCCCUUUAUGACCCUCUGGGACCCAGAGCCACCAGUGACCUGGUCCUCCGCAGGGCACGCCACCAUCCUUUAUCUGGUGAUGGAGAGAAACGAAACUCCAGACAAGGCAACAAGGUGAUAAAGUCAGCUUCUGCCACGGCUCUGUCUGUUAUCAUCCCAUCAGUGGAGCAACAUGGUGGCUUCUCUCCUCUGGCCAGCCCCAUGUCCCCUCGCUCCUUCUCCUCCAACCCUUCGUCACGCGACUCUUCACCCAGCAGAGACUUUUCCCCUGCUGUCAGUGUUCUGCGUUCACCGAUCACCAUCCAUCGAUCUGGAAAGAAGUAUGGCUUCACGCUGCGGGCCAUCAGGGUCUACAUCGGAGACAGCGACAUCUACAGCGUGCAUCACAUAGUUUGGCAUGUGGAGGACGGCGGCCCCGCCCAGGAAGCUGGUCUGUGUGCCGGUGACCUCAUCACUCAUGUGAACGGAGAGCCCGUCCACGGUUUGGUCCACACUGAAGUGGUUGAACUCAUCCUGAAGAGUGGCAACAAAGUGACGGUGACAACUACGCCUUUUGAGAACACCUCCAUUAAAGUGGGCCCGGCCCGGAAGGCCAGCUACAAGUGUAAGAUGGCCCGACGAAACAAGAGGACGGUGGGCAAGGAGGGACAGGAUGGUAAGAAGCGCAGCUCUCUGUUCCGUAAGAUCACGAAGCAGUCCAACUUCCUCCACACCAGCCGCAGCCUGUCCUCUUUGAACCGCUCUCUGUCCUCCAGCGAGAGCCUUCCAGGCUCCCCGACUCACAGUCUGUCCGCCCGCUCCCCGACUCAGGGCCACCGCUCCACCCCAGAGCCCUCCUAUCUGGGUGCUUCUCCCCAGAGCAGCUCUCCAGCCUCCAGCACUCCCAACUCCCCCUCUCCCUCCCAGCACAUGAGGCCCAGCUCGCUGCAUGGUCUCUCUCCAAAACUUCACCGCCAGUAUCGCUCUGCUCGCUGUAAGUCAGCCGGUAACAUCCCGCUGUCCCCGCUGGCCCACACACCCUCUCCCACACAGUCUUCUCCUCCACCCUUACCAGGCCACACCAUAGGCAGCUCCAACACCACCCAGUCCUUCCCUGUCAAGCUCCACUCCUCACCUCCUGUGGUCCGCCCCAGACCAAAGAGCGCAGAGCCGCCACGAUCACCUCUGUUAAAGCGGGUCCAGUCAGCAGAAAAGCUGGGCUCACCUCUGACCCAGUCCAAUUCUACAGGAGGGCUCGGGGGUCCGCUGAGGAAACACAGCCUGGAGGUGCAGCACUCGGACUACCGCAAGGAUGCCUUUCUGUGUGAGCUCGGCCUCCAGAGCCUGAUGGAGACCGAGGGAGAAAAUCUGCCUCCUAAUCCUCCUCCCGUGUCCCCCAUCAGCCUGGAAACAGGUGUGCUGAAGCCUGUGAGGCGACUUGGGAGGCAGGAGUCCCCACUUAGCAGAGAGACACUUCUGGCUGGAAGGGACAGGGAAGAGAGGGAGAGGGGACGGGAGAGGGAGAAGGAGAGGGACACCGGGCCGAGGACACCAACAGGAGUACAGUCGUGCUUAGCAAGAAAAUCGUAUGCAAGUGAUGUUCACUUAAACUCACACAGCUCCUCGCAGAGUGUAGAGACGACUAAAGCCAUGACCCCGAGCACCUUCGUCAGAAUCCCGGGUCCGGGUGGGCCGGAAGGGCCAGAGAUGGCCCAGAGAGGUCAGGAGAUACAUACACCAGAAGCCAAAAGUGUGUUAUCCAACAAAGAUCUCCAGGAAAAGUUAUGUGGAGGGAAAUCUGAAGCAAAGCAAAGUAUUUGUUUACCAGCUUCUGCCUUCAACAAGAGCUCGUCUGCGUCAGAAAAGCCUCCGGCAGCGGUGGGAGCUCCUCCCACGAUAAACAAGUCUUUUAAUAAAUCAUCAACUUUGGGAAAUAGUCUGAGAAAGACUGACAGCGGUGAGUCCAGGACUCCAGAACUCAGCUCCAAAAGCCCCAAGCUCCCAACUCGAGUCUUGGCUCCAGUGGUUCCUCCGCAUGGCCAGCUGCUGUCGCUGGGCAAAGUCAGGCAGGGGCUGGGACCUGUCAACUGCUACCGGGGAACCCUGGACUGGGAGGACAAAUGCCGUCUGGAGGUGGUAGAGGAGCACUCACCUUCCCCCUCCCCCUCCCCAACAGCAAUCGCUCCCUCCCUCUGCGGACCGUCUCUGUGUAAGUCACGGCCCGUUUCCCCCGGUGACAAGACGAGCUUUGUCAGCCAGCUGACCACGGUGGCCAAAAACGUCCUCGGACCAAUCAAGCUCAGCUCUCAGGAGGGGGCCAAGAGCAAAGAGCAGCUGAGUAAAGCAUCAGAGGAGAAGCUGGGAGGCGCCACAGGGAAGACUGACACUCCAUCUGGGGUGCGCGGCCCUCCGGGUUCUGGGGUGGUGACCCGAAGCUCGGCUGGUUCCCCGCAUGAGAAAACUGCAGCAAGUAGCAGCUUUCCAAAAAUGUGACCCCAUGGGUUCUUUUAAACUAACUCUGGUAAAAAAAAAAAGUUGUCUGGAAGAACAAUGAAACACAAGACAAGCACUUAAAACGAUGUACAUUCCAGUUUCAUAAUAAAUAAAUGUUAUUUAUUAAAAUAAACCAAUGACUUUAAACAAAUCUACGGUAAAGGUGCAUUAACUGUUGUUUUUUAAAUACUAAUGAUUUCAUGGAGUCUUAAUGAUGUGUUGUGAAACACUAUCAGGUGUGUGUGUGUGUGCACGCGUGCGUGUGUGUGCGUACGCAUGCAUAUGGGACGUUCUGUGUGUUCUUAGUGGCUACAGAAGUGUGAAAAAGUGCUUUUCUGAUCAAAACAUGUUUAAAACCAAAACCAAACCCUUUAUUUUUUGCAGCACCUGGUCCACUUCUCUAGAGGGGAACGUUAAAAACCACCACAUUAACAUUCAGCAACACAUAUUUACACCAUCCCUUCCACAGAGAUGAAGGCUGAUGGAGUCAGAACAAGCUAUUGGUGGCUUCAUGUGCAAACCCAAAUCUGUUACAUGUGCCGCAUCUUAGCAGUGAUUUAAGACUAGUUCAGGUUCUUUUUAUGCAAAAACACAUCGAUCAGACAGCAUGUGAACCAAACAGAAAGGCAGGAUUUCACACUGGAAAGGUUUUUAUUUAAUAUUUGUAACUUUAUGUGGAUGAGGUAUCACGGCUGUGUUGGCGUUUGGCUUGUGGGUCAUUUUAAACUCAGAUGUACUGAUUUAUCAGAGGAACUGGUCUGUGAGCGACUUUAUUUACGUGAGAAACCACAACCGUAAAGCUGAUGUAAACGAUGUAAACAGUCUCAGUUCAUGCACUACUUGUACUCUACUGCCCUCUACUGGCUCCCAGUUGAUUGUUUUAACUGGUUUACUGAAGAGUGGAUGUUAUUUGACUUCCCUAAAUAUGCAUUCAUAAAAAUGUUUUGCAGUAAAUAUCAAAACACACGACUGUUAUUUAUAUCUCUAGAAAUGCACCUAGUAUUUAUGGAAGCACUGUCCUGGUUCCUAACUCCUGAAGUGACAAUGGAGUUCCCAGAUCAUCUCUAACGACAAAACAAACUGUAAUCUUCUUCAUUUUGUUUCCACUUUCAGGCCUUUUCCAGUCAGUUGUGUCCAGCGUUAAACGUCUAAAAGUGUUUUGUUUUCAUCUCUGUGAGAGAAAAUAGUACAUGUGCACUUUAUUUGACAGAAAACUAAUCUGAACUUGAUACCACUGCUAAGUUACCGAGGACUAUCUGAUAUGGAUAAAACAAACGAACGCAAGUGUGAAAACAUUCCACUUCUCUGUUCACUCAGUGUUUUAGUUGUGCCACUGAAGUAUUUUUUAUUUGUGAUGGUUGUGACUCAAAUGCAAACACCUGAAGUGCAGUAAGUGGAAUAAACUUGUAUGAUUUGUUUGAAAGCA